AUGAAUAAAAUUUUGGUCAAAAUUAUGUUGGAGUUACGAUAAGUUACCAACCAGACCUGGGAAUUUACGUUUACGGCUUUCAGAAGCGUAAAAUAUCGGUGCCACGUCAAAAUUACCCGGGUCUGGUCCAUAUCCCUUUUUCGUCUGGUGUCUCUUCUGCACACACAUGCUAAUUUUUACUCUCUCGUUCUCUCUCACGUGAAAAAGCUUUUCCUUAAUUAAAAGAUCUCAUUUUUCCAGUGUUGUUGAAGCGGAUGUUUGCCUUAUGGAAAGUGAUAGUCGAGGACAUCUCCUGAUUGCGGUUUUGUGUUUUUUAACGAUUCAGCAAAAUGGGUUGAAUGAAAUUGAUUUGAGGAGAUUGUUGGCUGAUGAACAUGCGCUGCUUCCGAUGGGAAUCAGGAGGAAUUAUCGGAAUUUACCGUUUGGUGAGCUCUGAGUUUUGUUAUCCAAAAAAUAGCUCACUUUUGUGUAUUUUCAAGAUUACUGUGCCGAAUGCUAUGGCCAUACAAAUCCCCAAAUUCUACCAAUCCGCUGGUAUUACAUAAUAAAUCGCAUCGGUCAUCUUUUGAUUGCAAUCGACUCAGAUGACAAUCACUUUUUGAUACCUGCCGCCUGCCAACGAAUUAUUCGCAAAAAAUUUCUCACCAAACCCGUGCACCUGGAACACUUUCAAAAAUUGCUGACAUCUUUUUAUUCGACUAAAGAAAAACUAUAA
Molecule: messenger RNA, 715 nt
Organism: Caenorhabditis angaria
Lineage: Eukaryota; Metazoa; Nematoda; Chromadorea; Rhabditida; Rhabditidae
Source: the annotation of a GenBank genome assembly